AUGUCGACCGACAUGCAAGAAGCUUCGAUAAUUGAGGAUAUAUUGUUUGUCUUUAUGGGCUUUGAAGGACAAUAUAUCCGCUUCAAAGAUGAAUACAACCCCGCCAACGAAACCGACCGCCUUCUAGGACCCCAAUAUAAGCUAGCGCCAGGGCUGGACCCGUCGUUGCGAGAUCUCACCAUGACCAUGUUGAAGAUGGCCACGUUCUAUGGUGGCGUGGAUGCGUUUGUGGAGGUGCAAUCGAGAGAGGAGUUUGGAGUUGUCAACCACGCGCUUAGUGCCGCGAUACGGAAACUGUUGAAUGAGUACCUUGUGCUGAUAGGCCAAUUCGAACACCAAUUCCUCACCAAUCCCUCGUUUACUCUGCACAUGUUGCAUCUGCACACCAUGCCGACAUCACACAUGCUUGCACAGUUGUACUCACUAGCCAAUGAGAUACUGAAAAAGAACUCAAUGCUCGAGGAUGAUGAGGACGACUCGAUGGAUGAUUUCGACGAUGUCGAUAAUAUUAUUGAGGCGCUGAGGGAGGGCAACGACGGGGCUGCACUGCCGGGUUCGAAAAUAUGUAGGGGUGGUUCUGUGCUGGCGCUGCUGACGGAAAGGUUGAAGGCCAUGGCUGGAGACCCGGCGGCGAAGACACUGCUGAGCUUAUUGUUACGAGAAGCAUCACGCCCGUACAUGAGCAUGUUGAACGAGUGGCUUCACAAGGGGAUGAUACACGAUCCGCACUCGGAAUUCCUCGUUAAGGAAGCAAAGAGCAUCCGGCGAGAAAGAUUGGAGGAGGACUAUACGGAUGAAUACUGGGAGAAGAGAUAUACCGUGAGACUGGACGAUGUCCCACCGCAGCUCGAGAAUGUCAAAGACAAAGUUCUGCUGGCCGGGAAGUACUUGAAUGUUGUGAGGGAGUGUGGUGGUGUGGAUGUAAGCAAAGAGAUGACCGAUGUUCCUAGAACAUUUGAGGAUAUCAAGUUCUUGGAAAACGUCAAUUCUGCCUACGCUCAUGCAAAUGCAUCACUACUGGACCUGCUCUUGACCACCCACGCCUUGCCCGCACGCCUCAGGUCGCUGAAGCACUACUUCUUCCUCGACCGUGCGGAUUUCUUCCAUCACUUUCUCGAGAUGGGCCAUACGGAGCUUCAAAAGCAAGCAAAGAAGGUCAACGUCUCGAAGUUGCAAUCUCUGUUCGACUUGGCGCUCCGUCAACCUGGAUCCAUUGCAGCGUCAGAUCCGUUCAAGGAGGAUGUCAAAGUCAGUAUGAACGAAGUAGACCUGACGAAAUGGCUGAUGCGGGUUGUCAACGUGUCGGGUGUUGAAGAAGGAGCCAUGUCGUUGGAUGCUACCUCACAUGUCGCUUCCACUAGCGCCGAUGACAGACCUAUCACUGGACACAAUGCGUUGGAGUUGGAUUAUAGAGUACCGUUUCCUCUAUCACUUGUCAUCUCUCGGAAAACAGUACUACGAUACCAGUUAUUGUUCCGACAUCUGUUGUCACUGCGGCAUUUGGAAAGCCAGUUAUGCUCGGCUUGGAGGGACCACACGUCCGUCUAUACAUGGAAGCAUAGAUCGAAAUAUCCCGAGGUCGAGAGCUGGAAACGUAGAGCAUGGACAUUGCGAGCGCGGAUGCUGGUAUUUGUGCAACAGCUCUUGUACUUUUGCACUAUGGAGGUAGUGGAACCAAAUUGGUCGAAGCUGAUGAAGCGACUGGACGAGGUCAAGACGGUGGAUGAGCUCAUGCAACACCACGUUGAUUUCUUGGAUACCUGUCUCAAGGAGUGCAUGUUAACGAACGCGAAGCUGCUGAAGAUCCACGCGAAGCUCACCACAACAUGUGCUAUGUUCUCCUCGUACACCGCAUCCCUCUCCCGCUCCCUCAUCACUGCCGACCCGGAACUAGCCUCGCCAUCCGCGCGGUUCGAGGAGGGCGCGAAGGAUGUCCCCUUUGAUCCCGAGAACAUGGUCAAGCUCAACGAGAACCUUGGGAAGUACGAACACAACUUCAGCCGGCACUUGAAGAUCUUAUUGGAUGCUCUCAACUACUUUGCUGCUACUGAGACGGUCGUGUUGUUGAGUCUCUGUGCUCGGCUGCAGAUGGCGCAGACCAGUAACGAGACGGCGGCGCAGGGGUUUGUUGCUGUUGCACGAUAA
Molecule: messenger RNA, 2145 nt
Organism: Tricharina praecox
Lineage: Eukaryota; Fungi; Ascomycota; Pezizomycetes; Pezizales; Pyronemataceae
Product: gamma-tubulin complex component protein
Exons: 4
Coding region: 1-2145 (714 amino acids)
Biological process (GO): cytoplasmic microtubule organization; microtubule nucleation; spindle assembly
Cellular component (GO): mitotic spindle pole body; equatorial microtubule organizing center; spindle pole
Molecular function (GO): microtubule minus-end binding; gamma-tubulin binding
Source: RefSeq, a predicted model, not a curated record